Molecule: messenger RNA, 990 nt
Organism: Caenorhabditis remanei
Lineage: Eukaryota; Metazoa; Nematoda; Chromadorea; Rhabditida; Rhabditidae
Exons: 5
Coding region: 1-990 (329 amino acids)
Source: RefSeq, a predicted model, not a curated record
AUGAAGCAUUUUGGAGCUGCAAUUCUAGCUAUAGUCUGCCUUCAGUUGGUUGAAUCUGCUGCUGUUUUUGAUAGAAAUUACACGAAACCAUAUGUUUUGAAGAAGACUUGGGUUCAGAAUUUCAUCAAAUUCCAGUACAUUUUCGAGGGAAAUCAACAGAAACCGAAGAUUGUACCUUUGGGAUGCUCUCCAACCAACGUUGACAGUGAUAACUACUUGAAACCUGGAGAGACCAGCAUCGAACAUGACUUCCUUUUCUCUUGUGAAGAAGGCGAAGAUGGAGUUUUGAAUUACGAAGCAACUGCUUGUAUUGAUGCUCACGGAGAAGUUAUGCAUCCAGGAGAGACUAGAAGACUCAGUAAUGGAACUGUUGUUCUUCAUUCUGCUGGUUGUUAUUUCAAUGAGACAAUCUACUCAGAAGAUGAGAAAUGGGUUGAGCCACAAGUGAAUCCAGCUGAUUCAUCCAUCGACGGACGUCUCAUGCAAUGUUUCCGCCCACAUUACAGCUACUACGAGAGUCACGUUGUCGGAUGUGUCAUUGGAAAACUUGGAGUUCUCAUCGGAGAAUUCGGACAACUUCUCGAUGGAUCUUAUGUAAAAUGUGUGGAAGCUGAACUCGGUCAUGUCAGUUUGAAGACUGUUAAUGUGGAUGAAUUGCAAUGUAAGAUGGACGAGCAAACAUUUGCCCAUGCUAGUCAGUGGACUGACGAUAAGAAGGGAGCCAACAUGAAGUGCAACUACGGACAUAUCGUCAAGGAGUCCUGUGUCAUUGGAAACGAAACGCUCUCAAUCGGACAAGAAGUUCCAGUUUCUCGUGGAUGUAUUUUCCUUUGUCAUCCACAAACUAAUGUCUACAUCUGUGAUGACUACUUGCAAGAGUUCCAAAUCAUUGAGACAGAAGGACAGGAUUUGGGACCAAUCGAGGGAAAUCAAAUCAUUGUUGAGGAACCAGAGAAGAAGAAGUCAUUGAAAUCUGUCUUCAAGUUUUAG